This is a messenger RNA of Blepharisma stoltei, 1033 nucleotides long. NCBI's taxonomy places the organism in Eukaryota, Ciliophora, Heterotrichea, Heterotrichida, Blepharismidae. The record is from the annotation of a GenBank genome assembly.
AUGGAAAGAACGGUGCCCAUUAGAGCUCGCGUCAAUGAUCAGCUGAUAACAAUUGAAAAACUUCCUACAUCAUGGGAAGAAUUGUUGAAUGCUAUUCACUUCCUUGGGCACGCGUACAAUUUUACCGUCUUUUGGAAUGACCAUCCAAUCACCUCUACCAGAGAGCUAGUCUUGUCUUACCUCAAUAACAAAGCUGAGGAGAUCGUUUUUGAAGCCAGACAAAACCCAAAUCCAAUGACAACUAUGGAUGAAUCUGUAAAAGCUGACUAUGAAAACAUGAUUUCUCAGUUUACUAAAUUUUCUACCAGCGACGAAGCUCCUGUAGAGCCUUUAACAACCACAAACGGAGUUUUAUCAAAGGAAGACUUGCUUUUGGUCAUAAGAAACCUCACAUUAAAAGCAAAAGAUAAGCUUUUUGAAAGUGGAAAAAAAUUCAUUGCAAAAAGACAAGAGUUUUACGGAAAUGAUGAGGAAAAAUACAGAGAAGUUGUGAUGGAGCAGCUUCAGUUCCAAGAACUUCUGAUUAUGACUUGCUCAGCUGAAGCUAUACAAAAGCAUGGAAUUUCUAAUGAAAUUUUCGAAAAUUCAAUAAGAAAAUACGGAAGUGAUGGAGAAAUUAAAGAAGCCCUUGAAAACAUGUCAAUUGAAGCAAUUCAAGGAGCUGGGGACGUUCCUGAAGAUUUAUCUGAAGAUAAACUAAAAGAGAUGCUGCUUUAUUCGUGUGACUUCAUCACAGGAUAUAUAACUGAGCAUCCACAAAUAAAUCCUAUGGAAGUGAUGAUCCUAAAAUCAAGAGAGUCAGAUGAGGUUAUGAAAAGAUUUGGUUAUGAUGAAUUAUCCUAUAUUAAAUAAAUACUCAAACAUCUAUUAUUCAUCCAUUAAUAGCCUUCUAAUUAUAUAUUGCAUACAAAUUUCUGCAGCAAUGACAAAAUAUCAAAUCGAAACAAACCCUAAUUUCGGAGAAAUAAGAACCAAAUUGAAUGAAGUCACUGUUAAGCUUUUUGGCUUCAACCCUAUGGAAAUGCAGAGAUAA